UUUGAUCGUAUACAGUACACGGUGGGGGUGUGGAUUUUUGUUUGCAGAUUCAAAACAAAAAAAGAAACAAAAUACCAUUAGAAACGAUACAAAUAAUUUCGGAUAGUGACGCGUCGAAACAAUACUAUUACAUCGAUGUAACUGAACAUUGGACAGCGGCACUAACCCGAGCACAUUCUACAACAAACACGGAUAGAUGAAUACAAUAUAUAAUUCUUUAAAAAAUUUUUUUCUCAACAAUUUUUUUUAUACAUUCAUACAUAAUAAAAUAUUUUAUACGAAACGAAGCUUUAUGUUAGAUAGAUACCUAUGUAUAUUAUUAUACAUAAAUAUAUAUAUAAUAUAAUAAUGUGCAACCCAACUUUAUUGCUACCCCUGCAGGUUUUCAUCGCUAUAUAAUAUUAAACUAAUAUACAAUAUUAUAUAAUAGCUGCAUAUUAGUCCUUAAAGUUAUAGCUAAUUUAUGAAAUUAUACAAUAUAAUAAAUACAUUUUUAACUUAAUAAAUAAUAUAUAAGGGCUAUUUAGACUUGUUAACUUUUUAAAUUGUAAGUUAUUUUAUUUGUUUUGUUUACAUAUUAUAUAUAAAUGUCAUACUCAUUUAGUGAAAAGUAUCCACAGCGUGAAUAAAACAUUAUUUUACACUUCAUGAAUGAUUAUUUGUCAACUUUAUGAAACGGACAUCAGUUUUUUUUACACUCUAAAAUUGUAAUUUAAUUUAAAUUAAAAAAAAAAAAAAAACUAUGAUUGUCAAUGCAUAUAAUGUCACAAUAUAAUUUAAACGGUUAAAAUACAUAUGAAUAAUUUAAUUUACUUUACAGAUCUUAUUUUCAGUAGGUAUAUUAUAUACUCCAAAAUAGUAAUGUAUAAUAGGUUUUCAUAAUUAGACGUUCAGAUUGUGAACAUUUUUUAUGAUGUUUAUAAAAUAAACUAAUAAUUUUAUGAAAACUUUUCCAUAGAUUAGUCUAUAUAAAUAAAUUUUAUUUCGUAACAAUACUCGUAUAUAUAUAAUUGCAGAUCAUUCAUGCCAUGUAGAAAAAUGUAUUAUUCACAGUUUGUAUAGGUACGAAAAAUAUAUCCACUUUAAUAAAAUAACGAUUUUACGAAAUGGGUGUGACAUAUAUAUUUGUAUUAUAUAUAUUUAUGUGAUUGAUUUUCAUUAAGGCUAAAGGUUGUGAUGUUUGUUAUGUUCCAUAUGUAUUACUUUUAUUUUGUAUAAGUAACACUUAAUCGUGUGUAUAUUUUUUUUAUGUUUUAUUUAUUUAUUAUUUAUUUUUUGUUUAACCAAAAAUAAUGACCGUCCAUUUACUUAAUGUUAUAACUAUUUAUUCGAUAAAAUUAGAUAUGCUUAUAACGAUAUUACCAAAAAUAUUAUGCGUUUCAAUGGGUUAAAAAAUUAUAUAUAUAUAUAUAUAUUAUAUAUUAUAUAUAUAUGUAGAUAAUUUUGGUUCCUUGUAGCAAUAAUAAGAUAAAAUAAUUGUAGUUGUUAAUUUUUAUCCAAUAAUUUAUGUAUAGAACACAAAAAAAAAUAUUAUGGUAAAAUUGCUUUAAAAGAAAUCAACAUUGUAUUGGAACACCAUAUGUUAAAAAAACUGUUUUCUUUUCCCUUCCAUACUCGUUUCAUAUUGUUAUUCCUCAUGACGCAUUUACAUUAAAUGAAUAUAACAACGUGUGCGUUAUCUACGUCAAGUAGGUAUAUGAUAUUAGUUAUACACCAAAGUUAGAGUUGUACUUUUUUCACCGCGUCGGCCACAUAAUACACGAGUCGAUAUGUCUUAAUAUAUUAAAAAGUCACUAAUUAUAUUAUACAAAAAAAAAAAAAAUAUUAUAACAUUUCGUUCGAGUAUAUUACAUAUAUAUACUUAAUAUAUAGUAGCUAUAGAACAUAAUGAGUAAGCAUCUUUGGUGGAUUUUAAUCUGGACAGUACUGCAGGUGACGACAAUUGGCGGAAAAGAGUCACCAGAUUUCGAAUUUGGACAUCACUAUGUGGGUUUGACGGUAAUGCCGGACAUAGAGCAACAAGGGGGUAAGCGCGUGGCAGUGUCGUGGCAAGUGCUGUCGGCAAACCCAAACGACUGGGUCGGAGUAUUUGGCGCGGACCCAGCGCAUAGCCAUUUUUGGACCGCCACCGAGAUGGCGCUCCGUAAGUAUCCGGUGAACGCCACUUCUGGCUGGUUGGAGACCGAUCUGACAGUGUGCACGAAGACCAUACAGCUGCUUUGCCAUGACGGUCAGUUUGAAAGCCAGUGUUUCGAGUAUUGGGUGGCAUACGUCAGUGGCGAGACCGACACACUAUUAGCAACAAACUGUCUUAAAACUCAACCUAAUUGGAUGGACAAUUUGGCAGACGACGUCAAAUCUUUAAGAUUAGAUUCCCUGUUUUUGCCAGGUACGCAUGAUUCAGGAGCAUAUGAUACUACGCAAAAUUGUCCAAUUUAUUUUGAAAAGUAUGUCUAUACUCAAGACGUUGAUAUUUUGAGUCAAUUGUGCCACGGAGCCCGUUACUUGGAUUUAAGAGUAGGUUUUGAUUGUCAGUCUGAUCAUUUAUGGUGGCUACAUCACGAAAUUUAUCCAGUAAGACCUUUAUCACACGUUCUUGAGGAUAUAAAAACAUUUGUAGAAGCAACAAAUGAAAUCGUAAUUGUCGAAUUUCAUAAAUUUCAAACGGGCUUUUCGAAAAAUCCGUCAGAGCAUCUUAAAUUAUAUCAAUUUGUAACACUUUACUUGGGUAAGCAUAUGGCUAAAAUGGGUUGGAAUAAAUCACUCAAAGAUUUACAAGCUGAAGGACAUAGAGUAAUCGUAACUUACAACUACCUGCCAAUAACACUAUAUGCCAAUGAUAAAAACCUUUGGACACCUGUUCCUCGAUAUUGGCCAAAUGCUCAAAAAUUAACAACGUUUGAAGACUACGUACGUUUCUAUAUAAAUAAAAUACAAAACGAAAGCGGUGUAACAGUCUUGAUGGCUGAGUUAACUCCUACUCCAUUGGACGUUAUUUUCAAUAGAGGUUAUGGUUUACGACACAUGAGUUCGAUAAUUAAUGAAUCUCUGUUCAAGUGGUUUUCAAUGCCAGAGUGGGGAGAACAUUUCAACAUCGUCGCUGUAGAUUUUCUACAAAGUACCAAUAUCAUCGAUGCAGCGAUCCAUUGGAAUAAGAAAAAAAUCAUUCCGUCCAAUAAGUGAUAAUAACCUCAUAAACAAUAUUUAAAAAUCAAAACCAGUGUCAUACCCAUUGCGCAUAUACAUAAUAAUUUAACUUAUGAUUACAAUUAAAACUAAUUAUCAUUUAUCUAUACCUACAAAAAUAAUCAUGUAAAAUAAAUCGGUAUAACAUAAUUGUAUGAAUUAUAAAAUAAACAAUAGAAUUUUGAAGGUUGGAUUAAUGAAAAAUAAAAUAAAAAUAAUUAUAAGUGUUUAGAUUUUAGUGAAAUAAUUUAACUAUAUCUAUAAUAGUCAUAUGAUGUCAUAAGCCAUUGUAUACAAAUAAACUAAGUACAAUAAAAUUCUCACAUAUUUA
Messenger RNA from Rhopalosiphum padi (bird cherry-oat aphid), 3517 nucleotides. Its product is annotated as protein vein-like. Gene Ontology annotation, biological process: lipid metabolic process; animal organ development; intracellular signal transduction. The transcript is spliced from 6 exons. The coding region runs from base 1888 to 3183 and encodes 431 amino acids. The record is from RefSeq and is a predicted model, not a curated record. Gene Ontology annotation, molecular function: signaling receptor binding; phosphoric diester hydrolase activity. Lineage: Eukaryota; Metazoa; Arthropoda; Insecta; Hemiptera; Aphididae.